Messenger RNA from Aspergillus puulaauensis, 699 nucleotides. RefSeq names its product HAD family hydrolase. Bases 1 to 699 code for a protein of 232 amino acids. Lineage: Eukaryota; Fungi; Ascomycota; Eurotiomycetes; Eurotiales; Aspergillaceae. The transcript has 4 exons. The record is from RefSeq and is a predicted model, not a curated record. Gene Ontology annotation, molecular function: beta-phosphoglucomutase activity; sugar-phosphatase activity.
AUGUCGUUUUCUGCCCCUCCUCAACUUCUUACCUUCGAUGGUAUCCUGUCUGACUUCGAUGGCACCAUCGUCGACUCGACGGAUGCUAUCGUAAAGCACUGGCACAAAAUCGGUGCCGAGCUCGGCGUUGACCCUAAGACUAUCCUGGCUACCUCUCAUGGUCGUCGGAGUAUCGACACGCUACAGCUCUAUGAACCCAAGAAAGCCACCUGGGAGUAUGUCAGCUACAUUGAGGGGUGCAUCCCUAAGGAAUACGGCUCAGACGCAGUCGAAAUUCCCGGCGCGCGGGCUCUCCUCGCUGCUCUGGAAGAGAGCGGCGCAACCUGGGGCGUCGUGACAUCGGGCACGCGCGCACUGAUUGAUGGCUGGCUGAGUGUCCUCAAUCUCACACAUCCAGAGUUCCUCGUUGUGGCGGAGGACGUGGAGCUUGGGAAGCCCGAUCCACGGUGCUAUCUGCUUGGGCGGAAGAAGCUGGGUCUGGAACACUCCUCCUCGCUGGUUGUGUUGGAGGAUGCGCCAUCAGGAAUCAAGGCUGGCAAAGCUGCAGGGUUUACAGUUAUUGCCUUGACUACGACUCACACGUUGGAACAGCUCCAGGCUGCUGGGGCGGAUGUGAUAGUGGAGGAUCUGAGGAGUAUUAGCGUAAAGAAUGUUUCGAACGGGAGGGUGGAGUUGGAGGUCCGGAAUGCCUUCCAGUAA